This is a messenger RNA of Oncorhynchus tshawytscha (Chinook salmon), 998 nucleotides long. RefSeq lists its product as uncharacterized. Gene Ontology annotation, molecular function: mRNA binding; zinc ion binding. Gene Ontology annotation, biological process: oogenesis; negative regulation of translation. Gene Ontology annotation, cellular component: perinuclear region of cytoplasm. The record is from RefSeq and is a predicted model, not a curated record. The transcript has a single exon. Bases 50 to 976 code for a protein of 308 amino acids. NCBI's taxonomy places the organism in Eukaryota, Metazoa, Chordata, Actinopteri, Salmoniformes, Salmonidae.
UCUGGUACAUUCUGAUCGUUAUCAGACACUAAAAAAUACAAGCGGGAGUAUGAACGCUAUGAUUUGUCAACUCCAAGACCUACCGCCUUACAUGGAGUCCGAAAACAAGAGUUUCGAACCGUGGCGUGACUACCUGAAGUUAGCUGACCUAGUGCGUGAGAUGCAGUUAGGCAGGUUCACCCCAGAACCGUCAACCGUUGAGGGUCAUGACUCCGGGAUAUGGUCGACCAUGGUGGAAUUUGAAGAGUUUCCGCCGCGAGCCUUGCUGUUACCGAUAACACCCGUGGCGACACCACCCCUAUGGCACGAAAUGGAACCCCUGGAUUCCGAAAUCGUCCUCUUGUUCGAAGACGCUCCUUUAUCGCCGAGCAGCACCGAGGGUCCCGAGCCCCCUACAGCACCGCCCAGAUCCCCCGCUGGCACCUGGGACCAGAGUGGGAGAAACACGCCGGAGGAGGUGCUAUCACCCGAGCGCACCUGGGACCAGAGUGGGAGAAACACGCCGGAGGAGGUGCCAUCACCCGAGCGCACCUGGGACCAGAGUGGGAGAAACACGCCGGAGGAGGUGCCAUCACCCGAGCGCACCUGGGACCAGAGUGGGAGAAACACGCCGGAGGAGGUGCCAUCACCCGAGCGCACCUGGGACCAGAGUGGGAGAAACACGCCGGAGGAGGUGCCAUCACCCGAGCGCACCUGGGACCAGAGUGGGAGAAACACGCCGGAGGAGGUGCCAUCACCCGAGCGCACCUGGGACCAGAGUGGGAGAAACACGCCGGAGGAGGUGCCAUCACCCGAGCGCAAGUUCUGCGGCUUCUGCAAAUACAACGGGCAGCCUGAGUCGGUGUUUCUGUCCCACAGCAUCAAGAACCAGGAUGGGGACAUGAUGUGCCGGUACCUGCAGCUCAGUCUUUGCCCUCUCUGCGGGAUCACCGGGGCCCAAGCCGCCACCAAGCACCAUUGUCCACCAUUGGUGUAAAGUACUUGAAAUUACUUCUUAA